AUGAGAUUUCAGCAUUAUUUUUUGGUAUUUUUUAUUUUUGUGAUGAGUCUCUUUUUUAUCAUCGAACAGAGGCCAGUUAAUCUUCCCAGGAAAAGAAAACUAUACAGACACAACUGCUUCCGAAGGAGAUGUGUUUCACUCCAUUCCCGGGUGCCCUUCCCCUGA
This is a messenger RNA of Cricetulus griseus (Chinese hamster), 165 nucleotides long. The record is from RefSeq and is a predicted model, not a curated record. Lineage: Eukaryota; Metazoa; Chordata; Mammalia; Rodentia; Cricetidae.